UAAAAAUAAUAUAAAUUUCAGGUAAAAGUAAACGUCGUGUCAAAGGUAAAACUCUAGAUUUGAACAGUUUUCUUGCAAAUGAACAAGAUGCUCCUAGUGGAUUUGCUGUGGUUAAUACCCAUUAUGACUGGGGAGAUGUUAUGGAAGAUGCACCUGUUGAUGAUAAAUUUACCCUUGAUUAUAAGAAAGAUUCAAGAAUAUUUUUACCAACUGCACCAAAAGCUGCUCGAGGGCCUGAUAUUGAUAUGAGCAGAAUUCCUACAAAACCACCAUUUACAGCAUAUGUAGGCAAUCUUCCAUAUGAUGUUAAUGAAGAAGAUAUUAUUAAAUUUUUCCGACAGUUAAAGGUUACAUCUGUAAGACUUCCUAGAGAGGGAGGAGGAGAGAGGGGAAGACUACGUGGGUUUGGUUAUGCAGAAUUUGCUGAUAAACAAUCACUUAUAGAAGCUCUUUCUUUAAAUAAUGAAACAUUAAAAAACAGAGCAAUUAGAGUAAAUCUUGCUGGUGAUCAUGAAAAUGAAAGAGAUCAUGAUCGUAGAGAUGACAGAUCAGAUAGAACAGCUGGAGAUUGGCGUGCUGGUGGACGAGAUGAAGGUUUUUCAAGAGACGAUAGGCAGAGAAAUGGAACAUGGUAUGAUAGAAAUGAACGAGGUGGACGAAGAAGAGAGAUGGAUUCCAGAGAUGAUUUUGAAUGGAGAAAAGAUAGAGAUAAUUAUAGCAGAAGAGAUGAUAGAGGUGGAUAUGAUAGAAGAGAGAGAGGUUUUGACCGACGUGAUUAUGGAAAUAGAGAAAGAGAUGCUCCAAAAGAACGACCAAGAUUACAGCUAAAACCCAGAUCUGUUCCUUUGGAACCAAAUCCAACAAGUGUUGGAUCAUCAGCUAUAUUUGGAGGGGCAAAACCAGUAGAUACUACUGCUAAAGAAAGAGAAAUUGAAGAAAGGUUAUCUAGACAGAAAGGAUCAACAGAACCAAGACCACGAUCUUAUUCUGAAGAUGAUCCAAAUAAUAUCAGUGUACCAGCAAAGACAUUGGAAAAUCAUGUUUCUGAAACAUCACAACCAAAAGAAACAAAAGAACAGAAAACAAAACAGAGUGGUGCAUCAAUGGCAACUGUUUUUGGAGAUGCAAAACCUGUUGAUACGGCUGCAAGAGAAAGAGAAAUAGAAGAAAGACUUGCUAAGGAAAGAGAGGAGCAAACAAGAAAAUUAAAUCCUGAUCAGGAAAGAAUUUCUGCUACGCGUCCACCUACUUCUUCACGUUCCGGAAGAUAUGAAGGAAGAUCGUCUUCAAAACAAGAUGGAGGUGAUCGAGGGCCAAGAACUGGUUCACGGGGAAGACAAGGUUACUAUGCUAGGGACAAUGCAGACAAUCGAGACAAUUCAAGUGAUAGAAGGGAAAACUAUGUUCGUCGUUCUAGCCGAGAUGAGGAUUCUGAUAGAAAAGAUUCUGAUAGAAAAUAUCAGAAUCAGUCUCGGUCUCGUGGUAGAGGAGAAAGAGCAACAUCUGGAAAUAGGGGAUCUCAAGAUCGUGACAGAGAGCAAAAUGAUUCUAAAGAGCCUGCUGUUCUUCAUUAUCAAGAAGAUAAACCUCCAGUAUAUACAUCAACUAAUAAAUUUGUACACUUAAUGCAUGAGGAUGAUGAUGUGGAUAAUGAAAGUACCUCUGAAUAAUUUUUAUAAGUGCCUACAGCAUAGUGUCAAGAAUAUUAGCAUUCUCCGAGAUCUGGAUCUAAAAGUUGACAUUUUGAUCUGCAUUGAUCCAUCGUGAGAUUAUAAAAUGCUGUCAAUUCUCCCUCCCAAAUCAUUAAUCUUUGUUUUGAUGCCAUCAACUGCAACAUUCCUUAUCAGUAGAUCAAGCAGUCAGAUAUAUCCCAUUGAUUGGUUGGGUUUAUAAGUAAGAACAGCCCAUAUUCCAUCAUUUUUUGGCAACUUUCAAUAUAUCUAGAUAAACAAUUAUGUGUAAAAUGAAAUCUGUUAUCUCCAAUAAAUACCUGAAAACAAAAAAAAGUAAACAACAGUGUUAAACAUUACUGCAAUGGUCUUAAAUACUGGAGAAGAGAGCAUGUGAUUGCUGUAGGCUGUCCACGAUGGCCAUUUCCUGAUAAUCAACAGAGCAUUCUAUGCAACUGGUAACGAGUCACCAUCAAAUCAAAUGUAAUGGGAACUUGAAAGAUUUCCCCUACUUGUUGCUUUACGUGCUCUUGUAUCUAAGAGAGUUAGUUGAAAGACAACGUAUGAUUGGUCAAAAUGAAAUUCCCCUUGAAUUUAAUUAUUAUUAAUUUUUUUGUCAUUAUUAUUUCCUUUAUGUGAGCCGUUCGAAACAUGUUUCAUAAUUUUAUAUUCCAAAAGCCGAUCGUUUGUGAAACAUAAUUUUUGUAUGUAUAUUAUUCUAGCAUCAUUAACAUGUUUUCAGCUGCUAUCAUGUUUCCAGUGGUUCACAUGAUGCAAAAUGGAAAUGUGUCGUUUAUAUAUAUAAAUAUAUAUAUGUUGUGUUUGAUCCUUUUUCAAAAACAAUCAUAUUUAAAGACUUGUUACUCAAUCUAGACACAGUCAAAAGCCAAAUUUACUUUUACAAAGUACAUUUAGACAUUUUCUGUUGCAUUUUGUCCAGUAAGUUUGAUAUAAUGAAAGAAAAUGGAUUUUUAGCCAAAGGAUUAUGAAGUAGAUAGAUAAUUUGAUGUUAACUAUCAUUCUCGUGUUCUGAUGUUUAAAAUAUUGUUAUAAUUAAUUGAAUUUUGUAUUUUUAUUGCAUAACGAAAGCGAAUCAAGUUAGCCAAGUUAUUUGUAAUUUUUUUGAAUUUACCAUAAGUGUUACAGAUUGCAAUAUAAUUAUAGAGCAACUUUUCCGAUUCUUGUUGGGUGGAUGCUCUUGCCGACACAUUUCCUAUUUUUACCUUGAACAGUGUGUUUAUGUAUAGAAUGAAUAACUGCAUCAAUUGUGCUAUUUGUCACUCUCGUGUAGUUCAGUUCUGCUUAUAUGCAACUGGUAAUUAUAUCAAGUAUGGGAAUCUGUGAUUUAUUUUCUCCUAUGCUUUUAAUAGGGGGAUGUACAAUAAAACAAAACAGUUGCUGCUUAUGUUUUGAUAUAUUUUCUCCCCUGGGUUUUACUUUCAGAUUUUUUUUGUAUUUUACACUGAUUGCUGAGUUAUGUUUGAAUGUAUAAUUAAUUUCAUCUAUGCUAUUAUUCUGCUAAUAUUGUUGAGGAUCUGCAUGUAAUUAACUACUUUGAAUUAAAAUCUAAUAUUUUCAUCAGAAAAUCAUAGUGCAGUUUGGAUUUUGAUAUGUGCAGAGGAUUGUAAAGUUAGUCUGUUAGUGUCUAGAUAUUUUUAAAAGUUCACCCCAAUAUUUAUUAAACACAUUGUUAAUCCUACUGUUUUUGAAUAAGUUUUAUCCUUAAACUAUGAUAUUCUGAAGAAAAUUGUUGUGUUAUCCUAUUUUCAGUAAUUAUUAUUAUUUUUUCAUUAUGUAAAAUGUUGGGCAUUUGUCAUUUACCAUGAUUUUAGUAGAUGUGUAAAAUUUUUUAAAAUUUUAAAAAAUAUAUAAAAAAUUAUUUUGCUUGUGAUUUUGCAGUGUGAUUAAUGAAUCAAAUUCAAUAGCAGGAUUGUUUUGACCUUUCCACGAUGCUAAUUUGUGUCCCUUUGCGUGCGCUCAACUCUCAGGUCAGUUGGUCAAUUUCCCUCUGUGGCCUAAUAGCACAUAAUAUAUAUGUUUUUGUUAAACUACUUGCACAUUUACAAAAAUAUAUAGAAAUAUUGAAUUUUAAAUUAUCGUGUAGAGAUUUAAAGUAUCGGAUUUGAAAUAUUACUUUUUUGGAGGAUCGUCACAUACCAAUAGAAUGAUGUAUCAAUGACGAUA
Molecule: messenger RNA, 3854 nt
Organism: Centruroides sculpturatus (bark scorpion)
Lineage: Eukaryota; Metazoa; Arthropoda; Arachnida; Scorpiones; Buthidae
Product: eukaryotic translation initiation factor 4B-like
Exons: 11
Coding region: 141-1670 (509 amino acids)
Molecular function (GO): RNA binding
Source: RefSeq, a predicted model, not a curated record